AUGUCGGGUCGAUGGGGAAGACGCUCGGAGAAGGGCGUCAUAGUUGAACCUGUUGAUUUGGGCGGGCUGGGCGGACUGUACAGAGUACGACACCCCGAGAUGGAAAUGGGCAUGCGAGAAAGGGACGUGGACGUGGACGUGGUGCCGGGACUGGCUGCGGCGAUUUGGUCCUGUCUGUACUCCGUAGAAACGUGGACCACCAGACAUCUCGAUAUCCAAAUGCCCUUGUUUCCCCAGCCGUCGCCCACCAAUCCCCGGGCUGUCCGGGACAGUUGCCUAGAGAACACGGCUUGGUAUCCGACGUCAAACACACGAUCCGGGGACGCGGAAGCGACGACGGCGACGGCGACGGCGACGAGGAGAUGA
This is a messenger RNA of Metarhizium robertsii ARSEF 23, 366 nucleotides long. RefSeq names its product FAD dependent oxidoreductase. The transcript has a single exon. The record is from RefSeq and is a predicted model, not a curated record. Lineage: Eukaryota; Fungi; Ascomycota; Sordariomycetes; Hypocreales; Clavicipitaceae. The coding region runs from base 1 to 366 and encodes 121 amino acids.